AUGUGGGAGACUCGCGAAAUGGAGCUCUUUUUCACUUACCACUUUCACGAGUGCUGGAUAUAUGCUGAUCAACGGGACCCCAAUAACCCUCCCUUUCCGGUGGAUACCGAGAGGUUUAACUGGUAUGUCGUAUCAGUGACCGACUAUUGGGCGGGCAAUCACCCACACUUCAAAGUCAUGCUGGAAAGUGACGCCAUCGGGAACGAGAGCAAGCUGCUUCGCGGGGAGAUCAUGACCAUCACCGAUAUCAUGGCUGCGAGGCUGAGGACCAAGUCGCUGCGCCCGCAUAUUGUUGCCCCAAUCCUGGUGUUGUCCCUCAUGGGUCCCCGUUAUGCCCGCAUCCUGGGGGCUGAUUUUGAUGGGAAGAUUCUCAACAUCCGCGCUUACAAGCUCUACGAUUUCACGAAAAAGAACAGGGAUGCUGCGCAAUUGCUUACGCGGUAUUGGUUUAGUGGUGCUGGUGGACAGACUGAAAUGGAACUGUCCUAG
This is a messenger RNA of Aspergillus aculeatus ATCC 16872, 489 nucleotides long. RefSeq lists its product as uncharacterized. The coding region runs from base 1 to 489 and encodes 162 amino acids. The transcript has 3 exons. Lineage: Eukaryota; Fungi; Ascomycota; Eurotiomycetes; Eurotiales; Aspergillaceae. The record is from RefSeq and is a predicted model, not a curated record.